UAUUUCAUCCAUUCUUUGAAGCGGUUGAAUUCACAAUCCUGCAAUAUGCCACACUACGAGAGCGAGCCCAAAAUCGAUACCAAUGUUGCCACGGGUGACUGGCGCGAUGACUUGUUCCGAGACGGAUAUGUCGUAGUGAAGGGAGUUUUGUCGGAGGACAAAGCUCAGAGCUACAAGGAUCGCAUGUUUGAAUGGCUUGAAACCUUUCCAUAUGGCUUCAAAGCUGAUGACCCGUCUACAUGGGGCAAGGAGCACCUCCCUGAGCACAUGAAAGGUGGCAUGUAUCAUGGGUACAUGGUACAUCAUGAAAAGGUUAUCUGGGACGCCAGAACGGAGCCUGCUCUCAUCGAUGCCUUCGCAAAGCUGUGGGACACCAAAGAGUUGCUAGUCUCAUUUGACGGCAUGAACUUGACGCUGCCGACACCAGAUCUCAAACCCUCGACUCCAUGGCCACACGUUGAUCAAAACCCCAACCGCAAGGGUAUGCAGUGCGUUCAGGGCAUUCUCAACCUAGCACCCAACGGGGUGGAUGAUGGAGGGCUGGUGGUGCUGAAAGGAUCGCACAAACUGAACGAGCUUUUCUUCAAGAUGCACCCCGAGACGAAAGGAGCCGGGACCUGGGGUUCUAUGGACUGGCAUGGGUUUGACGAGUCAGAGGUGGACUGGUUCAAGCAGCGUGGCUGCGAGGAGAUCAAGGUCUGCGCAGACCCUGGAGAUUUGAUCUUGUGGGACAGUCGCCAGAUCCACUACAAUAAAGUGCCUAGUUCCGGCAAUGUCAGGGCUGUCAUGUAUAUCUGUUACGCUCCGGCAUCCUUUGCCUCCAAAGAAGAUAUCAAAGAGAAGGCCAGUUACUUCCAGCAACGUCUGGGAACUGUAAACACACUGGCCCCAUGCGAAUAUAUUCCGCCAUGAAGACAAACACAUAAGGCUAGGCAAGCCGGAUACGUAUAGACGAGACCGUCCCGCGUUUGAACCUGAAGAGAGCGAUCUUGUUUUGAAACUUGCCGG
Periconia digitata is the source of this 1008-nucleotide messenger RNA. The record is from the annotation of a GenBank genome assembly. NCBI's taxonomy places the organism in Eukaryota, Fungi, Ascomycota, Dothideomycetes, Pleosporales, Periconiaceae.